Messenger RNA from Staurois parvus, 505 nucleotides. NCBI's taxonomy places the organism in Eukaryota, Metazoa, Chordata, Amphibia, Anura, Ranidae. The record is from the annotation of a GenBank genome assembly.
UUGGCAGAGAGGGGUGGAGGACACUGAAUGGAGGCCAGUGGAGGGAUUGGCAGAGAGGGGUGGAGGGGAACACUGAAUGGAGACCAGUGGAGGGAUUGGCAGAGAGAGGAGGUGGUGGAGGACACUGAGUGGAGGUUAGUGGAGGGGGAUUUGGCAGAGAGGGGUGGAGGACACUGAAUGGAGGCCAGUGGAGUUAUUGGCAGAGAGAGGGGUGGAGGACACUGAUAAUGGAGGCCAGUGGAGGGGAUUGGCAGAGAGGGGUGGAGGACACUGAAUGGAGGCCAGUUGGAGGGAUUGGCAGAGAGGGGGUGGAGGACACUGAAUGGAGGUUAGUGGAGGGAUUGGCAGAGAGGGCAGCAGUUGCUGAUCGGCGGCCAGGAUUUAGCCAGAGUGAGUGGAUGUGGGGCCCAAAGGAGAGGUCAGAGUUAGGAUUUUUGUAGUAGAGUGUUAUGGGGGAUCUGUGAACACAAGGAAUGCUGGGAUUAUUCCACGGACCAGGGGUGUA